Penicillium egyptiacum is the source of this 1290-nucleotide messenger RNA. The record is from the annotation of a GenBank genome assembly. Lineage: Eukaryota; Fungi; Ascomycota; Eurotiomycetes; Eurotiales; Aspergillaceae.
AUGAUUGGCUUGGUACCUGGGGAGUCUCACCCUGUUUGCAGCAGUGUUUGCGACUUCAAUGUUUUGGACCUGAAGAAGAGAACUUAUUCAUAUAUCCUACUCUUCUCACUCAAAAUAAGGGAAUCUUAUACCAUUUGGUUUGCAUCACAGACUGCCUCAGGUAUACCCAUACCCCACACGGCAAGUCGUCAUAUCUCCCUAUCAGUGGAACUUCAAGAUUGUCCAUCUCACAGUUCCCUAAGCCCUCUGCCUCUUUGUGACUUUCUCACCAUGAGAAUUCGAGUGCGCGGGCCUUUAGGUCAGUCAACUGUUACCUUGGACGACACCGCAACUAUCAAAGAUCUUCAAACCCAAAUUGCGGAGAAGAGCGGCCUUGCUACAUUUGACGUCAAAUAUGGAUACCCUCUCAAACCCCUCGAGCUUGACAGUUUCCAACCAGACCAAAGGAUAUUAGAAACUGGGAUAAAUCUAAAUGGAGAGUCACUCAUCGUUGCACAGAAAGAAGGGGCCAUCCGGGGCGUGAACGACGAUGCGCCAACAGCCCGAAUACCGCCAUCACGACCAUCACGACCAUCACAGCCAUCGCGGCAAUCGCAGCCAUCAAUGUCGCAAAGACCACAUGAGAUCACAGCCGAAGACCCGCCAGAAAUCGCCUCCCCAGAACAUGCUGGAACGUUCGUUCUGCGGGUGAUGCCCGACGACAACUCGUGCCUUUUCCGAGCAGUUGGCGCUGCAGUCAUGGGCGAUAUGGACACGAUGGUUGAGCUGCGAUCUAUCGUCGCAGGAGCUAUUCAAUCAAACCCGUCAGAAUAUACAGCAGCAAUUUUGGGCAAAAAACCGGACGAAUACUGUGCCUGGAUUCAGAACGAGGACUCGUGGGGUGGCGCUAUUGAGCUCAAGAUUCUCAGCGAAUACUUCAAUAUUGAGAUAUGCUCCAUCGAUGUACAGACUCUGAACAUGUUCCAGUUUAAUGAAGGAGCACCGACGCGGUGUAUUGUCGUGUACUCGGGUAUUCACUACGAUGUCCUUGCCCUGUCCCCAUCCCGACCGCCCUAUACCCGUGCCAACCCACUGGCGCAUGACGACACAAAGAUCUUUGAGGCUGUUGAUCCGGUUGUUCUGCAAAAGGCCAAAGAAUUGUGUCGGGUGUUGCAAGGCAAGCACUACUACACGGACACUUCUGGGUUUACUGUUCGCUGCAACAUUUGCGGGGGCACAUUUACUGGAGAGAGGGGUGCUACGAAGCAUGCCGCGGAGACCGGGCAUUAUGAUUUUGGAGAGGCCAGUUAG